CGUCACACCUGUCCUUGUCCUUGUUCUAUAUGUAUUCAAUUUUGAGAGAAAGGUCUUACAUUUUAAUUUUAAUAAACAUUUUACAUUUACUUUAUACGAAAUUUGAAAUGAAACAAUCGGGAAAUUCAACAUGAAUGCAGAAAUCGAAGAAAAUAUCCGCAACAAAGUUCCUUGGUCACAACUUCCUUCACAUAUCAAGCAGAUACUAAGCAAUUCGUCCAAGGAAUAUGAUCGAUGUGUGGUUAAUUUUAGCAUAAAGAAUCAGUUGCGAUAUCGCGGAAACUUAGUGAGAUAUAUUUUCAGAGAUGAGAAAAGAUACUAUGAAAGAAUUGUGUCUUACAGCAGAGAGCGUCUUAUGCUUUUUCCUUAUCACUUAGCUGAUAUGAUCGUGAAGGGUUUAAGAAUUACACCUUUUAAUUACUAUAUAUCAGUAGUGGAAAAGCUUAUGCAAGCCGAAAAAAGUUAUGAUACAUUGCCAAAUUUUACUGCAGCAGACUGCCUGAGAUUAUUGGGUAUAGGUAGAAAUGAGUAUAUUGACUUAAUGAAUAAAAGCAGAUCCAAUAAAGGGAGAUUGUUUGGAAGGAAGAAUGUUAGGGGUCUCUUGCCUACUGUUCCUUGUGAUAUUUAUAUGCAACCAUGGUGGAGAGUAGAGGUUGGGCUUGUUUUAGAAGAAGAUGUAAAGAUGGUUAAUGACGAGGAAUUACACAUUAUUGACAAAUUAAUAGACCUAGGAUCUCAAAAUGCUGGAGAUUUACCAUAUUACAUAGUACUGAGUUUAUACAAAAAAGGCUUGAUAUAUUUAGAUGUACCCAUCACAGCCGCAGAUAUGGUGCAAGUACCCCCAUUGCAAGGUUUUGUGAUGAAUAGGAUCUUGGGAGACUAUUUCGAAACCCUACUUUAUAAGAUAUUUGUGUCAAUAGAUGAGCAUACUACAGUAGGGGAGCUUGCUGCUGUAUUACAAGUUGACACAGAGUUAGUGAAACAAGCUGUAUCUUUAUACUGUCGACUGAAGUUUGCCCACAAGUUAAAUCUGGACCCAGAACAGGAAAAACAGUGGCAUUCUACAUGGUUAAACAUUCCAACGCAAGACUCCAAUAACAUGGACAUCACUCCCCUAACUUUAAGCCUCAGUAAAGACUCUGCGUUAAACACUUCUUCAGACUUCCAAUCCCCACAAUCGGAUCUUCCUGAGAGUCCCGCGAGCAGUAGCCUGCCCAGGCGUGGUCAGAGGGUUGCUUUCUUGUUCGAUUCCACUCUGACAGCGUAUCUGAUGAUGGGAAACCUGUCACCGGGAUUGAAGAAACAUGCAGUGACCAUGUUUGAAGUGGGAAAACUUUGCGAUGAGAGUUUGGAUAGCUUUUUAGCUGAAUUGGAGAAGGUCUCCGUUUUAGAUGCUGAAGGGGAAGGGGAAGCCCGAAGAUUCUUCGACCAUGCUGUAAUUUUAAGGUCUACCGUAAUGGCUUUAAGAAAACUUCCUAGUCCAGGUUUAGAUUUAGUUAGGUUAGAAAGUCUGCAUUCUUUAGACGAAGCGACGUGUUUAAGACUGUUGCAGAAAAAAUAUAAGUUAUUGGUAUCAAUGGCCCCCCUCAGCAGAGAGGUCAGGCCAGUAACAAGUCUACUACCUCCUCAUUUGGGACCAGCUGUACCUGAAGUUAACACCUUAUGGUUCAAAUUAUUUUUAUACCAUCUCACUGGAUACGGACCACCGUCUUUACUUCUUACAAAGGGAACAACUCUAAAUCAACUACCACGCAUGUUUCUCGGCUUUUCCCGUCUACUGAUCCACUCGUGGCUUCACGAGCCAGCCGUCAUCCCCAUAGCCAACAUCCUCUACGUCAACGCCACUCUCCAAUUCAGCCCUGUCCUGAUCCAAGCCUACGGAGUGCAUCAACCGGCCCAAACACACAUAAUAUCCUUCCCGUUCCAGCCUCUGACCCCCAUCAAAUCGAACGAGAAGAAAAUCAAAGAGCGACCCACGGAUUUGGCGUUCAGGCAACACAAGGCGGUCAAGUAUUUGCAGGAAGUGGUCGAUCUGGACCACAAUUGUGGAUAUCUGACCUUCGCCAAUAUCGGCGUUCUCGAUUUUGGUUGUCCGAAUAGGGAGAAGCAAGUUAGACUGGGUAGGAACAACCGAACUGCUGGAUCAGGAUUCUCCAAAUUGUCCCGGAUAAAAACCGAGAACAAUAACCAACUGAACCAACCGUUAUCGAUAUCGAACGAGAAUUUCGCAUUCAAUACCGAAAAACCUCAAGAGAAACCCGAAAAAGAAACGAAACUCCAAUCACCGGUCGAAAGCCACUUUGCUGUCACGCCAGUCUCAAACACGAGUCAAUCGUCGUCACCUGCAAACGGUUUCACCAGCCAAGAAGGCUCGAAUCUGCUGCAAGAAGAACUGGACCAAUUGGUGGUCAGCCAGGAGGGCACCAACAAGGAGAACAUUACGCUCGAGUUGAGUUUGAAGAAUAGUCUAUCGAUUGAUGGACUUACUAGUCCCAACGAAGAGAAUAUCAGUAUGUUUAGUAGGGAUAAUAAGGAAGAGAAUGUUAAGAGUGAGAGCGACUGUGAGCAGAAGAAAGACGACAGCGGAGAGGAACAAAAUAUUGCCGAGGCUUGGACAUUACUGGAUUGUCAUUUUGGGAUUCCCCUCUUUGACGUUAACGCCAACACCAAAAUCUGUGAUAAUAUAGUUUAUGGAGGCCUAGCUGAACCUAGCAGUCUUGAACAUUUGGUCGAGUCUAGUCGAAAAUUGGGAUCAGCUUUGUUAGAUUUUAUCUCACAAUGUCAGUAUUAUCCCGGUGAAAACAUGGAAAUAUUGAAACGAGGUCGUCUGGUGCCCCUUCCAAGGCACAACUUGGCCUUCGAUAAUGGUAGAGUGAGCGAAUGGUUGGGAAAAUGAAGAAUAUAACGAAAAUUUCACGUGUUAGUACCGGCAAUACGUAGUUUAUAAGGCAGGCGCUAUUAUCUUCAUUUUUAUUUAAAACAAUUUGUUGUACAUAACCUGUACAGAGUUGAACGUACAGUGUGAGCUAAAAACAUUAAAAUGUUCAUUAAGUGAAGAAAAGUAUCAGAAUGUAAUGUCUGGACAUUUGGUUAAAAUAAAUUAGAAAAACUUGGAAUUAAAAAAAACUUUACAUUUAGCCCUAUUUUAACUGUUUUUCUUGCCGCUAGUCCUUUUGGAAUCCAGUCUGCACACUUUCUGGAGUAGUUUUAGUACUUUUGCUUCUUUUUCAGUCGAUGUGAUAUAUUUUGUUUUGUCUCCCUCUCUCUUCAGUUCAAACUCUUUUACGAAACUCAAUACAUCUCCGCAUUAUGCGUUUCUUAUCUCUACAACUAACAUGCCCCGCCCAUUUUAACGUUGCCUCGUUUUGGGGCCACUAAAACCACCUUUACACGGUCAAUAUUAUGGAAGCAAUAUCGAUAUUGAUCAAUAUAUUGAACGUAAGAAUAAAAAAUACAUUGAAACAAUAAUAUCGUUGAAAAAAUAUUGCAUCAAUAAUAAGGCAUCAAUAAUAUUGACCGUGUAAAGGUGGCUUAAGAGCCAUAUGUGACUUGUCACGUCACUCAUAAAUAGGGCUUUUCAUUCAGUCAUUUGUUUCGAGCUUCUGUCAUAUGUUGUAUAAUCUGUGUAUAAUAUUAAUAUAUACGGAUUAUACCACAUACGACAGAAGCUCGAAACAAAUGACUGUGAAUGAAAAACCCUAUUGAAACAUCUUUUUACGAUUUACAUUUCGUUGUUUUGUACACUUUCGCUCUCGUUUCGUAUGAUUCGUGAUGUUAAGCCAAUUUUAUUCUAUGUCUUGAGCUUUAAUGGCAUUUUCCAUCUUUUUGGUUUUUGACAAUGAUUUUUCAAAGUUUACAUUUUGUUUGGAUUUGUGGGUUCAUAUUCAAACGAACUUAAAGUAAUUUUUAAGUAAAAAAUUAUUGAAAAUAUGAAACUAUUUUCAAACUUGAAAUAUUAAAAGGUUCUUAGAUUAUAUCCUAAUGAUGACAUUUUUAAAUAACAUGAAGUUGUCCUUAGAUGAAACUUAAUCUCAUUUUGAAAAAUUUCGUAACUUUAAAUCUUCACAGAAUUUAUUUAUGUUUAUAUUCGACAAAAUUCGCAUUUGAACCGAUUUUUAGUCCACACUGUACGAUAUAUACCAAAGUAUUAUAGAUUUUAACAUUCCUUCAUGCCACGGAUAGUGCAUUUACUGAAAAAUGUGUUAUACUUACAUAUAUACAUAUAAAAUAUUUUAUCCCAAUCAACAAAAGUUCAAAUUCAAAUGUUUUAGAACAUUUUUACCGAAAUUUUAACCUAUUGUUUAAAAUGUUUUCCAUAAAUUUUAUAGUUGGUGUGCAAAUAGACCUUGUGUACAAUCCUAAGUGCCAUAUGAGAAAUUAUUUUUUUCAGUGUCACAAUAUUAAUAGGAAUAAUAUUUUUGAGUAGCUUUUGUCACGUCCAAAGCGAAAAUAUGUAUACUAGGUGUUUUUUGUUUGUUAAAACUAACAAAUAUAUCGAUUCUAUUGGUUACUCAAUGCUUUCGAAUUCGCACAACAUAUGUUUAGCUGUAAAGAAUGACACCUGUAGAUGCGUUCUUCAAAUAAGGUAUUACUGAGGCUAUAAAAUGGUGUUUACGAUCUUUUGAAAUGUUAAAGAUCCUAAUCAUGACACUUUUAACCAACAUGAAGUUGGCAAGAAGUAAAAGUUAACCUCACAAGUGAUCCAACAAUCAUAGAGGUAUAUAUUAACAUAGAGUGAGCCUACCCUCCGUGCUUCCUGACUGACGACAAGAUCUUAUGGACUGGUUUGCGGUAUCUCUUUCUAGCACAUUGUAUCGAGAAACUAAGAUGACAUUAAGUGUGAGUAUAGGCACGGAAGGGAAGGACAACUGUCGCAUCUUUACUAUGCGUAAGAGUCAAACAUCACUAAUCCAAAUAAAAAAGAUAGUCUCGUCACUUCGGUCUGAUUGACACUCUGUCUAUGAUAAUAUAUACUACUACUACUACAUUGUUUGAUUUGCUUGUCUUGAUAAUGUUAAGAAGAAAUGCGUACAAUGUGCUUCCCCGUUUAGGAUUUUGUCCUCUUCAGGGUUUGUGGUGAAUGUUUAGUGUUGGCAGCAAAAGCAAACAGUCCGAAAAACACACUGGGGCAAGCGCCGUGUCCUGGUGUUCUUGGAUCCUUGGUUAUGCCGGACGGUGGUGUCCAGAAGGCUAAGAAGUCAACAGAGAAGAAAGUUUGAUGGAUUGUUGUUGGUUCCAUAGACAUUUACGUGUACUGUCCGUGCUUUGCUCUCGACCAAUCUCCCUAGAAACCAUUGUACAACGACAGGCGAACCUGCGUCCCUCGUCGGCGGUCAGGAGGUGGCUUUGAGCGCAGCGUGGACAGUGAGCGUUCGAGUGGAGAAAAUAGUUGCGGCUAUUUUCUUGGGACGAACAGGUAUAAUUGUGCAAUGAAGUUGGGAAACCGCAAAAAACCAACUUCUCCCUGUUCGGGGUAGGGAAGAGGAGAUGUUAGAGGUGGGUACGGAAGG
This is a messenger RNA of Diabrotica virgifera virgifera (western corn rootworm), 5510 nucleotides long. Its product is annotated as protein FAM91A1. NCBI's taxonomy places the organism in Eukaryota, Metazoa, Arthropoda, Insecta, Coleoptera, Chrysomelidae. The transcript is spliced from 15 exons. The record is from RefSeq and is a predicted model, not a curated record. Gene Ontology annotation, molecular function: protein binding. The coding region runs from base 131 to 2896 and encodes 921 amino acids.